This is a messenger RNA of Henningerozyma blattae CBS 6284, 4320 nucleotides long. RefSeq names its product Eaf1p (gene EAF1). Lineage: Eukaryota; Fungi; Ascomycota; Saccharomycetes; Saccharomycetales; Saccharomycetaceae. The record is from RefSeq and is a predicted model, not a curated record. The coding region runs from base 1 to 4320 and encodes 1439 amino acids. The transcript has a single exon.
AUGAGCUCAGGGUCACUAUCACCUCCUGCAAGAACUACAUUACAAGGCUCUAAACAAGGAAGUGGUAAUAGUACUAAUACAAACAACAAUAGCACUUCAUAUAGAAGCAACAGCAAUGGUUCUGCCGCUAAUAACAACAAUAAUAACAAUAAUAACAAUAAUAAUAACAAUAAUAAUAACAAUAAUAACAAUAAUAACAAUAAUAACAAUAACAACGGCAAUAAUAGACCCAACCCAAGGUCAAAUAUAAACAAUGAAACAAAAAAUUUAAUACGACAGAGAAAUAAUAAAUUGGUAGAAUUAUACUGUGUAUCAAGAUUAAGCGAUUUUUUAGAUAUUACUGAUGAUUCUAUAUUACGAAAGCAAAUCCAUUCUUUUUUAAAUAAAAAUGAUAUUGAAAAAGGUAUAAAGUUUCAACCCCAAACACUUCCGGACUUUAAACAAAAGAGUCCAACAAACUCAGUAUCACCUGUUCCCCUUAAAAAUCAAAAGAAUACUAGUAUAACUACCACAUCCUCUAAUACACUCCCAAGUGCUAAUAUAUAUAACAAUUCAAUUAAUUCCAAUACCAUUAUUUCAAAUAAUUCCACUAAUAAUAAUAUUAAUAAUAAUAAUCGUGUAAAUUUACAACCAACUUCAUUAACAUCCUCAAAUGACAAACCCAAAAUACUUCGAAAUAAAAAAGAUCAAAAUAAAUUAAAUACUUCUGAAAAUACUUUAAAGCGACCUUCAUCUGCCAUCGGUUUAGAAUCUGACAAUAAUAGAAAUACAAAAGUUAGCAAAACAGAUAAGUUGAACGCUAGUAUUUCUAUCAAAGAUGCAGGUACAUCUAAUAAAGCUAAUUUUGAUGAAAACAAAAAUACGAAUAUAAGCACUGAUACUACAAAUGAUAUAUUUAAAAAAAUGUCUCAAUCACAACUUCCAAAUAAUAUAAAAACAAACAUUAUUCCAUGUAAUAAUAGUGCUGAUAACUCAAACACUACUAGAUCAAAUUCUACAAAUAAUUCAUCUACAAUUAAUAAAAAUAUUAAUAAUCAUUCGCAUCCCCAUCAUUCAAGACCAUUCACAAAUCAAUUAUCAAAUCGUCAUCCUAAUUAUGUGCUUGAUGAGUCAUUAGAACCCCCAAAGCCUACCCCAAUCCAAUUAAAGGAGCUUUAUUCAAAUAAAUUAUUAAAUAAGUUAUUUAAACUUAAAGAUGAUGAUGAUCUAAAUAUAGACUCAAACAAUAAUAUCAAUUUGUUUUCUAAUAACUCUCAAUUUACAGAUUUUUACAAUUCAAAAAAUGCAAAUUCAAAAGAUAUAAAUUAUUUAUUGAUGAAAGAAACUUUACCCUCAAAAUUACCACAAGCGAUUCCACUUACAGAGUUAAGAUACCUAGCUCAUACCUUACCACUAAUAAGACUAUUACCAAUGGCUCAUAAAGUAUUAACAACUGAUAUAAUUAACAACGCAUUAAAUGAAGGUAGAAUCACAGUGGUAUCUUCAAGAAUAGAAGAAUUGAGAAGAUCAGGGUUAUGGUCUUUGAGGCAGCCAAAAAAAUUUUUAGAUCCAUGGGAUUCUUUUCAAUCACAUAAUAAAAUAUUAUUAAACGAGGCAAAGUGGCUACAGCAGGAUUUCAUUGGGUUGUUGAGACAUAAAGUUGCCAUUUGUGCAACAUUAUCACAAGCCAUCAUGGAUUAUUGGACUUAUGGAAAAGUGUGUUGUAUCAAAAUAAAACCACCAGAUAAUCCAAUUAGUGAAAACAUCCAAGAUUCUGAUAUUAAUAGUUCAAUUGAAAUAGAAAAUACUUCCCAUAAUAAUACAAAUCUACUAGAUAAAAAAAAUAACGAUGGCGAAACAGAUGCGACUGAUCGUCUAGAUGAAAUUACACCUGACGAAAGUAAGUCACUAAGAUCUCAAUCCAAUGACACUCUAUUAUCUGUUCCAGUGAUCAAUACAGAAUUGUUGUUAAAAACCCCUAAAUCAUCUGCAGAUCCAAUUCUACCAGUACUGCCUACUACGACGGAGGAGGAUUAUCAGAAUUAUCUGAAUAGUCAUAAAUCUAAUCCAAAUAUUUUUAAAGUUUACAUUGGAAAAGAUGAAUUUAACUCGUUAGAACUCAAACUCUUUGAUUCAAUCCCAGUUUAUAAAGGAAUUGACUGUAAAACUGCAAAACAUAAUAAAAAAUCGAAUGAUGAUUUGCAAUUACCAUUUGAUCUAAUCUCUAAGUCAUUAGUAACUUUAGAAGAUGAUCAAUAUAUGAAAUUAAUUGAAAAGCAAAUUAUAGAUGAUGAGCCAUCUUUAACUCCAUUAAGUAAAAAGAGAGGCCUAUUUAAUGGUAAUACAAGAAAUCAUUAUUUACAUCCACCCCAAGCACCUCCUCUAAAAUAUUUACAAUUUAGAACUCCUACUAUUUGGCUUCCUGAAGAUGACCAAGAACUAGUUAAAAAUAUCAAUGCUUAUUCUUAUAAUUGGGAAAUAAUAUCCUCUCAAAUGAUUCAUGAUAGGAAUCCUCACUAUAUUUCUAAUAUGGAAAGAAGAACUCCCUGGCAGUGCUUUGAAAGAUUUGUUCAAUUGAAUGAAAAAUUCAAUUUUAAUGAUUUAAAAGGUCCUCGUACUUACUCUGCUCAACAAUGGCUGAUUGAAGCUCAUAAGUUCCAACAAAAACAGAAUAGAAGAAUCUCUCCUCUUGGUGUUGGAAUUGAUUCAAUUCAAAGAGGGCAUAGGAAACUUCGUUGGGCUAGUAUGUUCGAAGCAAUGAGAAAGUGUAUCAAGAAAAGGGAAAAUCUACCAAGGCCCAAUCCUUCUCAACCCCGAAAACCGCUGGAUAUCAAGCAUUUGAAGGUCCCAACUCCGGCUGAAAUGUCUCAAUUGAAGGCUCAAAGAGACGAGGCCAUUAGAAGGGAUAUUCGAUUAAGGAGAAACGUUAAGAACAAAUUACAACAGCAGCAACAGCAAAUACAAAGACAACAGCAACAGCAACAGCAACAGCAACAGCAACAGCAACAGCAACAGCAACAGCAACAGCAACAUCAACAUCAACAUCAACAGCAACAGCAACAGCAACAGCAACAAAAUCAUAAUCAAGACCAAGGUGUAGACCAACAUUCAAAUCAAAAUCCAGACCAAAAUCAAAAUCAGUCCCAGAUCCAGAUCCAAAAUUCAGUGCAUAAUAUGAACUCAACUCAAAACAGAAAUGGAAAUCCAUCUCAAAACCAAGUUUCUAAUCAAAUCCAAACUCAAACUAAUAACCAAAUUCAAAAUAACAUCCCAAAUCAAGCUACUAAUUUAAACCAAAUUUCUACUUCACUGCAAAACCAAACUAAUAUAAAUAACCAAUUAAAUCAAUUACAAUCAAAUUUUGCGAACGUACCAAUAAACUCCUCUGAAACACGUAAUGAUUCAAAAUUUAACAAUAAUUCUUACCCCUCUGAAACAAAUAGAAAUACAUUUUUAAUUAAUAAUGAUAAUGGCAGAGCCAUCUCAGGAAAUAAUAAUCCCAUUAACAACGAUGUGACGCGUAACAACAACAAUGCUAAAAAUAAUAUAAACAAUAAAUUACCACUCUCUGAACGUGAAAUCAUUGAAAGCUACUAUAAAAAAAUUUUACAACAAAAGCCAGAUUUGCCAAAAGAAACAGCGUUGAAUGCAGCAGAAAAUUACUAUAGAGCUGUGAAAAUGCGUCAAGAGAAACAAAUGCUCCAGCUGCAACAACAAGCUAUAGUAAAGCAACAACAAAAUUCAACCCCAAACCCAAUGCAGCAACAUAUUCCACAGCAACUGCAACAAUCACAACAACAACAACUUCAACGCCAGCAACUCCAACAACAGCAACUUCAACAACAACAACAUAACAACCAUCAAUAUCAACCACAGCAAAUUCAGCAACAACAACAACAACAACAUAACAACCAUCAAUAUCAACCACAGCAAAUUCAGCAACAACAACAGCAGCAGCAGCAGCAGCAGCAGCAGCAAUAUCAACAGUAUCAACAAUUGCAAGCCCAACAACAACUUCAACAACGCAUGUCUUCUCCCUCAUCACAAACAAUUAAUCAAUCAUCACUAUCACAGACUUCUCACAACUUAUCACAAGUACACUCACCUACACAGCUACAAGAUCAAGCACAGUUACAAACUCAGCUUCAAAAUCAAAUUCAAGCACAGUUAUUAACAAAAUUAGACCCAUCACAAAUGAAUACUGUUGUUGAUAAGAACCAUCAAAUUAAUUCUCCAAAUAUGACACUAAAUAACACUAAAUUACAUUCAUCAACAGCUUCACCUAAAUCUAGUAUUCAAUCACCUACUCCCGGUGAAAUAUUGCAACGGUUUCAAAAAUAA